UUGUGUCAAUGGCUACGGAGAAAUGUGUAUCUGAUGCUUAGUUGGCAGAUAAAGAUGAAUUUGUUUAUGUUGUUCUUUCUGUGAUUUCAUGCAUGAAACAUUUUUUUAAUUGGACUUGAAAUGUCGCAUUUACAUUGGUCGGGGUGAGAAUGAAAGUUGCAGGCAUCCAACUAACAUGUGGUGCACUAUACGGUGCGGUUUUAAGUUGAUGAAGUAAUUCAAUCGCGUGUGACAGGUGUUGUGUUUCCGAUUUGCCCGUUGUUUAGAUACUAUGAGUGAUAAAAAUCAUCAUCUGCUACUGGUUCAUUAGGUGCUUCCUGUUCACAUUCGCUUCACAAUCCAAUCAAUUUAUCGGCACUGAGUUGUUACACUUCUAAAAUAAACCGAUAAAAUUCAUCCCCCUGAGUAGGAAAAUAUGUCCGACGAUAAGAGCGAUUCUUCCGCCGUGGCAUCAAGCGACGGUCUACUUCCUCGAUCGAUAUCGAGGCCACAAGAAUCUUCGUCAUCGCGAUCACAACAAUCGGGGCCACGUCUUAAAAAUUACGGAUCAAUCGUUUCAACGCCAUCAGCAUCAUCAAGUACAAGUCCAUCGUCAACAGAUCCAGGUUCCGGUGAUAUACAUCAAAGAGAAGGUGACGAACAACAGGAUCCCGACGAAACAACACCACUUCGAUCUUCCCUGCCACCUUCUGCAUCGUCAUCAGGAUCUUCAACACCCGAGGAUAUGAAGUCAACCUUAUCCUUCUUUCAGAAAUUCGGCUUCGGUUUGGGCCAUGUCUACAAUGAUCUCUGUGCCGGUGUUUGGUUCAGUUAUACCUUGCUAUUUAUGCAAUCCGUUCGAGGUUUACCGGCCGUUGAAACUGGUGCACUCAUAAUGUUAGGUCAAGUCUGUGAUGCAAUUGCGACACCGAUCGUUGGUGUUUUGGCUGAUCGUUACAUGACAAAGAGGAAGUGGCAUAUUGCUGGUACCGGCCUGGUAUUCCUUUCGUUUCCAAUGAUCUUUUCGAUUUGCCCUUGGUGCUCAAAUAGUGGCCACUGGUGGCCCCCCGUCUACUUUUCAGUAUUCAUUGUAAUCUUCCAAGCAGCCUGGGCUAUAGUACAAAUAUCGCACUUCGCUAUGAUUCCUGAACUAUCCAAAACGACCAAGGAUCGAGCCGACCUAACUGCCACCCGGUAUUCAGCGUCUGUUAUUGCGAAUCUGGUGGUAUUCCUGAUAACGUGGUUUGUUCUAAACGGUCGUACUACAGACAGUAAUAACAUUGGACCUACCGAUGAACGUCGAUUUCGUGAUAUCGCGUUAAUACUGACCCUCGUUGGGGUGACUAUGUCAGUAUUAUUCCAUUUUUCGCUAGCAUUGAGCGACUAUGAACACCGGAGACUCAUGGCGCUGCUAGCAAUGCGAGGUGACGAGACCGAGAGUAGGAGUCGCCGGAGCAGCGUGCGUGGUAGAGGAAGCAAUCUGUCCCAAGAACAUGAUGAAAGUCGAUACCAUGCUUUAGACGAAGGCCAAGGAUCGCCGUCCAACGACACCGAGGAUCUCUUACGGGAAAUCGAGGGAGACCAGGUAUCCACUACAAAUAGCAUUAACAGAGCCCUGAACAAUCACACAGGGCCGGAACGGAAAAGACGAACUCGAAAUUUUCUGAAAUCUCCGUUGUUGUAUCAAAACGCUCUUCUAUAUGUCUUCGCCAGACUAUUCAUGACGACUUCCCUACUUUAUAUGCCACUAUGGCUGGACGAACGGUCAUAUAAGAUGCCAGCAGCAGUUAGUGAAGCUGCAGCAGGCGUUGAAACUUUGGCUACAGUUCCCCUUGUGUCAUUUUUGUCAUCUUUUGUAUCGUCUAUGAUGCUCAAACAAGCAAACAAAUGGAUACCGCAUGGACUGGCUUAUCUUCUUGGAUCAGGAGUUUCAAUAGCAGUAUGCGCCUGGGUUGCAUUCGCAUCGCCGAAAAGUAUGCAAUCAAUACAAUUGUAUGUCAUUGCGAUGCUAUUUGGAUCAGGAAGCUCAGUGACAAUGGUGAGCAGUUUAUGUAUCACAGCAGAUAUGAUUGGAAAACAUACUUAUCAAGGUGGAUUCAUAUAUUCAGCGGUUACAUUUGCUGAUAAAUUAAUUACUGGAAUAGUGGUUGCAAUUAUUGAAGCCAUGAAAUGUAAACAACGCUCCGAUUGUCCAACUUAUUAUCAAAAUGUUCUCGCAUGCGGAUGUGGUUUGGCGGCCAUAUUAGGAAUUUUAACACUUUGGACGCUUCGAUGCACUGCACGUUUUACACGAAGACGACGAUUAUUGCGAAAUGAAUCAACGAUUUAAAUUAAAAAAAAGACGAUCUAAUGUGAUAAAAAAUAUCCCUUUUUCCUGUCCUAUUUUUUUCUCAAUUUUAGUGUUUUUUUUUAUAUUUUUUUCUAAUUUUAAAAAACAGAAAUGCAUAGACUUAGGACAAUAACGCAAGUCGAAGCUUAAUAAGGGUUGCAGCUCGGUCUAUAAAAUCUUAUUUUCUCGAAUAUUGAAAAUCGCGUUAUAAGGCAACGAAUGUGUUCCUCAGUUCUCCGAAAAGACGGAGGUUGGAUUGUUCUACGUCGAAACAUAGCUGUGACAUGGAAUCUCUCAUCAUAUUUAUUACAAUUUCAACCUAACUUUCAUCCUGUUUAGUAUUGUUUAAGGAGUCCUACCAGUAUUUCCGUUGAUUUUAUAGCAAACGUUUGAAAAGUUGAAAUUUACCCUCCCCCCUUAUCGUUCUUGUCGCAAUUUUUCUUUAUUUUUUUUGUUGUUAUUUUAAUGAUCAUAAAUAAGUAUUAUCCUGCCUUAAACGGCGCUUCUAAAAAUUACUCCUGUUCACAUGUGUGAUGACACGACAAAUGCGGUUUUGGUGAUUUACUACAUGGUUCAGUUAUAUAUGUAAAUGGAUGCAGCUGCAAAGGAGUCUAUUUAUGGAAAGUCACGCCUUUGUCGUCAUAUAAGUGAGGGACGCUCGCCAUGGCUAAUGUCCGGGUCCAUAGGAUAUGGAAACAAAUUGAAAAUGUUUUUACUUUUUUUUUUAAUGAAGCAUUUUAUUAAAUAAAACAUUUUAUAUGAUUAUAAGGAA
This is a messenger RNA of Hermetia illucens (black soldier fly), 3080 nucleotides long. RefSeq names its product major facilitator superfamily domain-containing protein 12-like. Gene Ontology annotation, cellular component: membrane. The transcript is spliced from 5 exons. Gene Ontology annotation, biological process: carbohydrate transport. Gene Ontology annotation, molecular function: symporter activity. NCBI's taxonomy places the organism in Eukaryota, Metazoa, Arthropoda, Insecta, Diptera, Stratiomyidae. The coding region runs from base 416 to 2308 and encodes 630 amino acids. The record is from RefSeq and is a predicted model, not a curated record.